Molecule: messenger RNA, 5675 nt
Organism: Anopheles stephensi (Asian malaria mosquito)
Lineage: Eukaryota; Metazoa; Arthropoda; Insecta; Diptera; Culicidae
Gene: TTLL3A
Product: tubulin glycylase 3A
Exons: 3
Coding region: 1101-4307 (1068 amino acids)
Biological process (GO): protein polyglycylation; cilium movement; cilium assembly
Cellular component (GO): cilium
Molecular function (GO): protein-glycine ligase activity, initiating
Source: RefSeq, a predicted model, not a curated record
CCGACACGGAAGGGUCCUUACAAACUAGCACACGUGUUUGGUACUAGUUUCCUUUCGAUCCUGCUUUGGGACCUGGGAAAGCUGGCCAUGGGGACAGCAAACAAGUGAAUGUGUAUGAGUAUGAGUGGGGUUCUAGGGUUUGUUGGAACAUGGGGUUCAAUGUGAUUCCAUAGCGAUGCAAACGGGUGUAGUGUUGGGGUUGGGUAACUGUUUGCGCUUGGCUUUGUGUCGGGACGAACCGGAAAUCGCGACACAGACAAACGGCCGAACCGUUGAACAACAUGUGCUUUCGUGUCCGCGCACAAACCUGGGGAGGGUUGCUGCGAUAGUAGUAGCGAUAGUAGUAGUUGCAAUAGUGAUAGUAGCAGCGGCAGCAGCAGCAGCAGGUUCGGGUCAUGGUGGCAAAGUGGAAGUUGAGCAUGUCCUCCAGCAGCGUGUACGGGAGUUUAGUGGUUGUUUGCUUAGUUUUGCUUCGAUGCUUAGCUGCUUAGUGUGUGGAAUGCGGACAGCGAUUUCGUUCUGACGUUCAACCUCUCCUUUUCUGUUCCGUUCCAAUCUUCCGAUCCAGCCAAAACCCAGUUGGUGUUCAAGUGUUGUGUAGUACAGAAGGACGGGGUGCGGACCCUUGCCUGGUGCGGACAGGCGCAGCGUGUUUAUUGUGUUGUGACUGGGCGCAGCAAGCCGCCGGAGAGGUGGUGCUGCAGAGAGGAAUGGAAGCUACAACUGCCAGAUAGUUGAUGCCAACCCACAUUGGCUCCGAAAGCAAGCCAAACUAGACCAGCUGAGCCAUCCUUUCGGGUGUGCGGGACUUCUAGGGCAAUGAGGUUUGAUUGGAUGGGGGGACGAAGCAUUGAGUAUCCGCGGCGUGAUCGUCAAUUUUUGGCUGAAUGACACAGUUCCACCACGCGGAGCGCCAGUGCCACGAGUGAUGUGAUUGAGGCUCACGAAUAUCUGUAGUCCAUCGCGCGAAUUACCCGGCCCCGGGUAACCUGCUUUCUGCAGGGUUCGUGCAGUUCCAUGGAAGGCUCCGAAGAGGGAAGAAGUGCGCCAUCUUCUGAAGCUUGAGCAACGACGUCGUCGUCCGAAACCGCACCGGCGCCAUGAGCAUGGAAGAUGAACUGAAUAGCUGUAGCAGCAGCGAUAGCGGUUCGAGCAGCGGGUGCCGAAUCAGCUGCAGCACCAGUAAUAGUGGGGCAACUGGGCGUAGCAGCAUCAACAGCAGUAGCGGUGAAAGUACACCCGCUGCCACCAGCACCACCAGUGACAGUGAUAAGGCCAGUGAUAAUAGCAGCAGUAGUUUGUGUAGUGAAAACGAUAAGGAGGAUAACGAAAGUGAUGCGGAACGGAAAGGUGUCCGGUCCGCGGGUGGUGCGCACAAAAAUGGCACAACCGCAAAGGGUGAAACGACGACGACGAGUGCUGCGAGUAGCGACACCUGCGAUAAGGAUGGUCCGGGCGGUGGCGGCCGACCGGCAACGACAGCCACCAUCGGGAAAGUUAUCGAGGGCAAUUUGGGGCCGCUGACAGCGACGGUGAAGUUUAUCAAUCCGUACAAAAACAACUGGAUCAACGCGGACCGGUUGAACGAGCUGCGGAAAAAGGUGCAGGACGCGACCAAGCACCAUCGGGUGUUUCUGCUCCGCGGUUCCUUCCACACCGUCCGCCGGGCGCUGGUCGAGCGAGGCUGGGUCGAAAAGUUGGACGGGUUCCGCGUGAAGGCGCAAGCGUCCACCUCCUCUUCCGGCUUCAUACUGGAGGAUUUGGUUUCGCAGCUUCCGGAGCGGAAGCCGGGCGAAUCGCGCAAGAACCACAUCGCCAAAUGCGAGCGCAGCAUUAUGUCACGCUUUCUCGAGCACACGCCGAUCGAUUUCCUGUGGACGGCCCGGCGCGAGAAGGCGGACUGGCUGGACUUGACGAAGAACUCGUCGCUGAUCAUCAACCGCUUCGCAAAAGCGCCGUUCACUACGAAGGAAGGCCUCUGCUCGGCGCUGCACGAUUUCCAUUGGUUCUACGAGGAGGGCAUGUCCGAGACCUACUUUCCCCGGUGCUACAACGUCUGGAACCCGGAGGAGUUGAACGAGUUCGUCGACAAUUUCCGGCUGACGGCGUCGAUGGGGCUGCUCAAGUGGCUCAUCGAACGGCAUGCGACCGAGGAAGGCCUCGACGCCAUCAUCGCAGACGAUGGCAACGUGCCGAGCACGUGCAUUACCUUUGCACUGACGCGCUGCAAGGAGUACCUGGACUACUGCCUGCACAACGACAUCGACAUUGAGGAGGACACCAAGGUGUGGGACCACGACUGGGACGUCUUCCUCACGCACCACUACCUGCUCACGCACGAGGACAACCGGAUACAGCUGCUGAAGGAGGAGCGCGACACGGACGCGAUCGACAACUAUCUCGCGGAGGCCAAGUCGGUGCUGGAGCAGAUCAAGAGCUACUGGCCGCAGUACGCGCUGGACGGGUAUCUGAACAUCUGGAUUGUGAAGCCGGGCAAUAAGUGCCGCGGGCGUGGCAUCCAUCUAAUGAACAACAUCAAGCAAAUCAUUGCCAUGGUAAACCCACCGAUCGUCAGCAAAACGCGAUACGUCAUACAGAAGUACAUCGAGCGUCCACUCAUUAUUCACAACACAAAGUUCGACAUUCGGCAGUGGUUUAUGAUCACCAGCGUGCAACCGCUCAACAUAUGGUUCUACAAGGAAAGCUACCUACGCUUCAGUUCGCAGCAGUACAAUCUCAUGAAUUACCACGAAUCGGUUCACCUGACCAACCAUGCCAUACAGAAAAAGUACCACAAUGCGGUUCGCGACGAGCGGUUACCGCACGAAAACAUGUGGGACUGCCACACCUUCCAGGCUUACCUCCGGCAGAUCGACAAGUACGAGAUGUGGUCCGAGCGCAUCUAUCCCGGCAUGCAAAAGGCAAUCAUUGGCUCGCUGUUGGCCUGUCAGGACAACAUGGACCGGCGGCCGAACACGUUCGAGCUGUAUGGUGCAGAUUUUAUGAUAACGGAAGAUUUCUAUCCCUGGCUUAUCGAGAUCAACUCGAGCCCGGACCUAGCGCCCAGCACAAGCGUCACGGCACGGCUGUGUCCGCAGUGCGUUGAAGACACGAUAAGAGUGGUGAUCGAUCGACGGACCGAUUCGAACGCUCCCACCGGUUCGUUCGAGUUGAUCUACAAACAGGUCAUACCGAAGACGCCCGCCUACAUGGGGCUCAAUUUGCAGCUCCGAGGACAUCGUAUCACGCCCAAGAGCUCCAUCAAGAAGGACCGCAUGCGAAUGCUUCCCCUGAAACCGGUCCAAAAUGUGCUGCAGGUAUCCCGGCUGGCUACUUCGGCGGCGGUUGUAAAACAAACCGCAUCGCCGGUUAUAAUGGAUCUGAUAGAGUGCAUGCAGUUUCGGGACGGCAAACCCGACGACGAUAUGCCACGGCAGCAUGGACUGGUGCGUGGUGCUUGCGGCGUUACCUCGGCCACGCUAUACAAGCGAUCUAACUUUUCGCACAAAAACAAUAACCUGCGGUACGAUUUUGAGAAGAAAAAGUCCUACAUCAUCUCGAAGACGGGCGAAUUGUUCCGGCGCAAUGGAGCCGGCAGCGGUUCCAAGUAUCUGACCGACGGGGACACGUACAUCGACAGUGUGGAGGCUUGGGAACGGGCCACGACUAGCUUCUUCCAGCAUAAUUUCUCCAACACGCUCAGUUCACUCACCGUUAGCAACGGUAGUAACGGUCGAGAACGAACCGGGUCGGAAUUAUCGGACGAAGGACAAUCUCGCCCAGCUCCCGCGGUGCCCAGUGCCACGGCAUCGGGCAACGGCUACUCUGCUGCUGGUGGGCCAAACAAGUGUACGAUCAAGAUCACCGACUGUGACUGUGAGUCUAGCAGUCAAUCGAAUUCGGACUCCGAGAAGCGUUCCACUAGCGUGGAAAAUCUGUCCACUGUCAACAGAACUCACACGAGCCAUGCACCGUCCGGUGGGUUUCCUGCAGCUAUUCGCUACAGCACGCGACACACCGGGGGUCGUAUGACGACCUCAAACAACUUCUACACGCUUGGAUUUAGCUUACAAACGAAACCUUCAAAGUCGGGGGCUUCGAGGACAGGCAGCAAACUGCAUCACGCACAAUCAGCCGAGGAUCUGCCCGCAUCGCUGGCAGGAGAACGUUCGUCCGCAAUGCUGCUGCACCCUGGUAGCGUAACGUCUUCGGUACAUCAUCGUACACAAACCACGAGCGGCGGCGGCAGCACGGUAGAGGCUACGGCUGGACCGACCGGCGGAGGUGGCACGUCGGGAGCUUUCUAGCAGCCGUGGAACACCGCCGCCCGUUGCUGGGGCGGAAAGAACGGUGAUGAAUUUUCUCAGCUACUGCUAAGGUCCAGCUUUGCACCGUACACCGGCAAACCGUCCUCCACGAACCUUAUCCCGCCUAUCUAUAGCUCCACCUGCUCCUCGACCUCGUCCCAGUCCUCCCCGUCGGCUAACGCAUCCUUUCCCUCCCAUUGGCACUCGCGCUGCAAUCUUCCCAUCACGCGCGGUCACUGUUUCAUGGGCAGCAGCUCUAGCAGUUCCCAUGGUUACGGCAUCAGCAAAGCAACAACCACUUCUUCCACCGCUAUAAGCAACAGCAUGAGCAACGGCAACAGCCACAGCGGCAACAGCAACAGCAGCUAUCAUACUAACAGUACUGUAAAACGUAGUAGACACAACGCAGCAACUCCCGCCACACGUUUCCACGAAACGCUUUUCCGUGUACCUCUGGUGAAAAUUCAAGGUUCUUCCUUACUUAAACCAAAUUGUUUUGUGUUUCAGUAGAUUCUAGUGUACGUUUACUCGGUGUAUAAGUGUGUUAUCCUGAUCCCGGGCGCGACAGCGACAGCAGCAGCAUCAGUAGCGGCAGCAGAAGCACCCACCAUUAGCAGUAGCGGCGGACACGUCUCCGUUCGAAGGGAUAUAUUAAAAUUUUUGUUGUCUCCAGACGCUCGGUCGAUUGUUGUGAGCAAGAGUUGUCUCAAUAUUUUAAGCCCAAAGCCAGUAGUUUAGCUAAUUAUAAUCUACACACGUUCGGUUUGGCUACGGCCAGCGUAGCGAUAACGAUACUCGAUAGAGGUGUUCACCCGUGGAUGUUGAACAGUUCCCGUUGAACGAAAUAGAUGAAAUGCAUUUAAAAAUCAAAUUUGUUACCAGUGAUGUAUGGGACAGUGAUCCCGGUGUUGAUCUAGCGGACAUAACGCUCGAGCUGGGCGAGAUCGAUUACGGUAGGCAACUAGAUCCACGCUUCGAGCAGGCGCCGGUCCAUCUUUCCAAACGCUUUCUCAAAAGUUUACCUCCAGUCGAACCACUGUCCAGUGCGCAGCGCACUUCCGCAGCCACUGGUACGACGGGCGAUGAUGGACGUGCACUAUCACCACUAUCGCGCCCCUUCCCAAACCCGAAGGCAAACCAGCAUGUGCACACAUUCCCGCGGAUGACUCCUCGGUUGCAUGCCCUGGAGGACGACGAUGAUUCGAACCGUACGCCAAAGCACAAGUUUUUUCGCAACUACAGCUUCGACUUUCUAAAGCAAAAGCAGCUGAAGACAAAGAUUGCAUCGGCAGUGGAAAAGAAGCACAUUUUUUCGAUCGUUGGCCACUACCCGGCGUUGCGGAAGGCACUCAAGACACGCCACUGGCU